Molecule: messenger RNA, 348 nt
Organism: Rotaria sordida
Lineage: Eukaryota; Metazoa; Rotifera; Eurotatoria; Philodinida; Philodinidae
Source: the annotation of a GenBank genome assembly
AUGGAACGUGGAUGUUCAUUUCAUCCAACAGCUGCUAGUUAUUGCAUGCUUGGUAAAUUACGUAUUAAAGCUAAACAAUUUGAUGAAGCACGAAAUGCAUUUGAAAAAUGCAUACAAGCUUGCAUAAAUAGUGUUACAGAUCAAACAACUGAACUUCAUGGUGCUUAUUUAGAUUUAAUUAAAUGUCUUAUACAACUUAAACGUUUUCCACAAGCUAUAGAACGAUUAACUACAUUUAUAAAACCUCGGCAACCAAAUCAAAAUGCUGAAGCUUACUUACAACGUGAUAUUGCAAAAAUAAGAAUAUUUACUAAAUAUACUGCUCAUGAAUUAAUAAAAUUAUCAUAA